AAAAUGGGGCAAAUUUUCUGUUGUGUUAAAGUGUACCAAUCAACUCUGGCUAUCAAAGAAAGUUUUGGAAAGUUUGACGCUGUGCUUGAGCCUGGUUGUCACUGUAUGCCUUGGAUUUGUGGCAAGCGAAUAGCUGGCCACCUCACUUUGCGUGUACAGCAGCUUGAUGUUCGAUGUGAAACGAUGACAAAGGAUAAUGUCUUUGUUACUGUUGUUGCAUCUAUUCAAUACCGGGUUAUAGCAAAAAAGGCUACAAAUGCUUUCUACCAACUCAGCGACACCGAAAGACUAAUCGAAUCCUAUGUUUUUGAUGUUAUUAGGGCAUUUGUUCCAACGAUGGAGCUGCAUUCUCUUUUUGAACAAAAGUAUGAAAUAGCGGAAGCUGUAGUAGUGGCACUAGACAAGUCCAUGUUAGCAUAUGGGUUUGAGACAGUUCAGACUCUUAUUGUGGAUAUUGAACGAGAUACACUGAUGAGAGUCAAAGCGCAAAAGAAAUUGGAGAUCAUGCGUGCAGAGAAAGAUGCAAAUGAGAAAGCCCAAGCACAAAAGAAAUUGGAGUUGGAGAUUAAGCGUGCUAAAGGAAAAAAUAAGAGUGGCUUAUAUAUUGGAAGUCAGGUGAUUGGCGUGUUCAAAGGAAGGGAUGAAAAAUCUUACAACAAGACAAUUAAGACAAAAAAACAAAACAAAACAGAACAGAACAGUGAUGAGAAAUGUUUAUAA
This is a messenger RNA of Corylus avellana, 720 nucleotides long. NCBI's taxonomy places the organism in Eukaryota, Viridiplantae, Streptophyta, Magnoliopsida, Fagales, Betulaceae. The record is from RefSeq and is a predicted model, not a curated record.